UUUAUCCUCCCCACCUUCUCCCCCUACUACUACUGUUCUAUAGCUUACAAACAAGAUCCAACAUUUCUUUCACGCUAUCAAAAUUAGUUUGAUUUGAAUCCAAAAAACACGCACGAAGAAAAUUAUCAAGCAAAAUUCAUCGAUUCAAUCGCCAAUGGCUACUUCAGAAAUCGAAAUCGUCUCAGAAUCCAACGAGCACAAGAUCUCCUCCAACGGAAACCCUAACGAAGUCCACAUCGUCGACGUCUUCUCCGCCUCCGCGUACGGCGACUUCGACAAGCUCCGGAAGUUCGUCGAGGACGACGGCGCCUCCGUCUCCCUGCCCGACGGCAACGGCUACUACCCCCUCCAGUGGGCGGCCCUCAACAAUUUCGCCGACGUUGUUCACUACAUUAUUGAUCGUGGUGGGGAUGUGAACGCGAAGGAUAAUGCGGGGCAGACGGCUUUGCACUGGACGGCAGUUCGAGGAUCGAUUGCGGCUGCGGAUGUGCUGCUGCAGAAUGGGGCAAGAGUCGAGGCUGCAGAUGUUAAUGGUUACCGGCCGGCUCAUGUUGCUGCUCAAUACGGGCAAACGGCUUUCUUGAAUUACAUCGUAGCUAAAUUUCACGCUGAUUUUGAUGUGCCGGAUAAUGAUGGCAGGAGCCCGUUACACUGGGCUGCUUACAAAGGGUUUUCUGAUACCAUUAGAUUGCUCUUGUUUAGAGAAGCCAGCCAGGGAAGACAGGAUAAAGAAGGUUGCACACCUUUGCAUUGGGCUGCGUUGAGAGGAAACGUGGAGGCAUGCAGUGUGCUUGCACACGCAGGAUCUAAGGAUGAAUUAACGUUAAAGGAUAAAGCAGGAAAAACUCCUAUAGAGCUUGCUUCUGAUAAAGGUCAUCGGCAUAUCGCUCUUUUCCUUGUCCUUUAUUUCUUACUGCUUAUGUUGGAUAGAGUAGCCCAACAUCUCAACGUGAUGGUUCUGAUGAUGGAAUUGAUGACAUUGAGUGAAUUUGAUUUAAUGCAGUCAAAUGCAUUGCGGGCGCAAAGCAAGCGCUGGAACCACAGGAUGUUCUCUGCGCAUGGCAGGGAAGUUGGUUAUGCCCCAAUUCUUUUUUCGUUGGUGGUUAUUAACACAAUUCUCUUCAUCAGCUGUGCCCUUCUUGCCCCUACUCUGGCGAAGGUAACUGCAAUAGUAGGGCUUUGGGGAUGGACUGCUGUCUCUCUAUCAGUUGGCUCUUUAGUCAUGUUUGUCCGGUGCAGUAGUAAGGAUCCAGGUUAUAUAAACACAGUGAAGGGUGACCAUUCUGACACCAAGGAUCCUUUGUUGAACAUUGAUUUGAAUGGCAACUCAGUUUGGGCUGGAAACUGGUCACAGCUUUGCCCUACCUGCAAGAUAAUAAGACCUGUUCGCUCUAAGCAUUGUGCUGUAUGUAAUCGCUGUGUGGAGCAGUUUGACCACCACUGCCCCUGGAUCUCAAAUUGUGUGGGGAAGAGGAAUAAGCGGGAUUUUGUAAUUUUUCUAUGCAUGGGGACUUUGACAGCAUUAACUGGUGGGGCAGUUGCUCUACAAAGAAUUUGGUCAUCAGUACCAGCCUCGUCAACUGGAGAAUCAUGGAUUCACUAUGUGAUUUUUAAUCAUCCCGGUUUAACCGCUUUCCUGAUUAUGGAUGGAGCUAUAUUGAUUGCUUCAGCUACAUUACUGUCCGUACAGGCAACUCAGAUUGCUCGGAAUAUCACAACUAAUGAAGUAGCUAAUGCAAUACGCUACGGAUAUCUACGGGGCCCAGACGGUCGGUUUAGGAACCCGUACAAUCACGGUUGUUGGAAAAACUGUUCGGAUUUCAUCAUAAACGGACACACGGAAGAUGAAGAGUUUGCUUGGCCUACUCUACAGCAAGUUGCUAGGUAGAGUCUGAGUAGAGAUGUUUUGUUUCGUGUGCUUUUGAUGAUGAUACUGAAAGCCUUUGGUCCUUUUUUUUUGGGGAUAUUUGUUUACAUAAAAUAGAUGGCAAGGUAUAUGUUUUUAUGUACUAUUUUGUAUCAUAUUUUUUCCUCCCAUAGAAAAAGCGCUGUUGCGUGUAUAAAUGCAGAAAUAACUAAAAUUCGUGUUUGUGAUUGGGUUCACUCAUAAACAUAUAUAUGUACACACAGGUAUGUAUGAUUUGUCUGCUGUCUGGCGUUGUUGAGGAAGGAGGUUGAUAAAAUAUGGAAAUGAUUGAUUUUUUAUUUCA
Striga asiatica is the source of this 2210-nucleotide messenger RNA. The record is from the annotation of a GenBank genome assembly. NCBI's taxonomy places the organism in Eukaryota, Viridiplantae, Streptophyta, Magnoliopsida, Lamiales, Orobanchaceae.